Molecule: messenger RNA, 879 nt
Organism: Cyphellophora attinorum
Lineage: Eukaryota; Fungi; Ascomycota; Eurotiomycetes; Chaetothyriales; Cyphellophoraceae
Exons: 3
Coding region: 1-879 (292 amino acids)
Source: RefSeq, a predicted model, not a curated record
AUGUCGUCCGCACCCACAAUCGUCGUCCUAGGCAGCACAAGCGGUCAAGGCCGCGGCGUCGUACGCGCUAUUCUUUCUCAUCCUUCCCUUGCGCACUACCACGUCGUUGGUGUGACCCGCGACGUCGACAGUUCCACCGCAAAAGCACUCCUCAAUGCGCACAAAGACUCUGGCGACCGCUUACGUCUCGUCUCAGCCGAUAUCUACGAUCGAGAAAGUCUCCUGAAAGCGUUCACGGGUGCAUAUGGCGUCUUUGCAGUGACAAGCGACAACAUCCCCGGGAAGAGCGCGGAGACUGAGGAAGACCUGAAGCACCAGCUUGAGGCUGGGAAGAACAUUGUUGCAGCCGCGAAGGAGGCGGCAAUCGAGCACUUCGUAUUUACCUCUCUACCUGAUGUUGCGAAAGCGAGUGGUGGGAAGUACAGCAAGGUGUUCCAUUUUGACUUCAAGGCCCAGAUUGACGAGUUAGCGAGGAAGGAGCUCAAGAAUGUGACUACUUUGUUGCCUGGGUACUUCUUCACCAACCUCAAUUGGCCGUGGUAUUGCCGUCGCGAUGGGGAGGUCGUGCGUUUUUGCGCUCCGAUGUCAAAGGAUACAGAGUGUGAAUGGGCCGACGCUGACUAUGAUGUUGGUGUCUUCGCUGCUGCCGCGUUGGCCGCCGGCCCAACGAAGACCCGCAACAAAGUCUACCCCAUCGGUCGGAAAUACAGCCUCGCGCAGCUUGCGUCAAUCCUCGAGAAACUAUCGGUCAAGACUGAAGUGCGGCCGUCGACAUUGGAAGAAUGGGAAGAUGCCACUGUUGCGAUAGUUGGACCCGGCUGGCGGGUAGAUCUAAGACAGAUGAUGGAGUGGACGGAGCGAUGCCGAAGGAGAAGAUAG